Ceraceosorus bombacis is the source of this 1011-nucleotide messenger RNA. Lineage: Eukaryota; Fungi; Basidiomycota; Exobasidiomycetes; Ceraceosorales; Ceraceosoraceae. The record is from the annotation of a GenBank genome assembly.
AUGGGACUGGCCAUCUCCACACUGUGGAGCUCCUUGCUGGGUCGAUCCAAAGAGCUGAAGAUUUGUAUAUUGGGAUUGGAUAAUGCGGGAAAGACUACAUUGUGUUAUCAGAUGAGCAUGGGUCAAGCUGUAGCUACGGCCCCUACAGUAGGCAGCAACACGGAACAAUUCACUUUUAAAAAUGUGAGUCUGUCAUGAGGCGCGCGCGCACGGUGAUGCCGACGAGGAUGAUGACGAUGUUGACGAUUGCUGAUGCUUUUCCUCCUUGCAACGCGAUUUUACAGUUGUCAUUCAUAUUGUGGGAUGUGGGAGGACAGGCUUCUUUGAGAGCCAGUUGGACGUCCUACCUUGCAGGUCUGGGCGAAGGCAAAGGCGGCGUAGUCUUCGUCUUUGACUCGACAGAUCGGGAGAGGAUAUCCGUCGCACUUCAAGAAUUGCACAGGGUGGCAGGCGAUGAAGUGAGUCUUUUGAUCUCCCUGUCCCUCCCCCUCCCCCUCUCCCCCUCUGCCUCUCUGUGCCUGUACCGCUGCGCAACUGAUACCGACAUCAUAUCAUCCCUACGCACCCCUCAACCUCAACCUCGCAUCGCAGCAAGUUCAAACUGCCCCGCUACUCAUCUUUGCGAACAAACAAGACGUUCAAGGUUGCCUCAAUCCCGCCGAGAUCUCAGACGCGCUAAACUUGACAGCGCUCAGAUUGAGGGAUUGGCACAUUCAAGGUUGUUCCGCCUUGACUGGCAAAGGGUGAGUUUUGCGUUUGCGUUUGCAGCAGCCAAGAAUCGCUCCUCGGUCCUUUCUGACGUUGCCCGGUAGGGGCGGCCAGGUUCGAGAUGAGAUGAGAGGGCAUGCAAAGCUUGAGGUCACUAACGCUCCCUACAUGUCCCCAUUUCCGGCUCUCUCUCUCUCUCUUUUCUCGCUCUAUUGUUUCGUUCGACUACACAUGCUUGCUUUACGCAUAUGGCACAGCGUGACGGAAGGACUGGAUUGGCUCGCUGCUAGAUUAGCAGGUUGA